Messenger RNA from Dreissena polymorpha, 636 nucleotides. RefSeq lists its product as uncharacterized. The transcript is spliced from 2 exons. The coding region runs from base 1 to 636 and encodes 211 amino acids. The record is from RefSeq and is a predicted model, not a curated record. Gene Ontology annotation, cellular component: membrane. NCBI's taxonomy places the organism in Eukaryota, Metazoa, Mollusca, Bivalvia, Myida, Dreissenidae. Gene Ontology annotation, biological process: G protein-coupled receptor signaling pathway. Gene Ontology annotation, molecular function: G protein-coupled peptide receptor activity.
AUGUCAAUGCCAAAAUACAUAGAUGUGUCAACGUACAAUCUCCUUCAAGAUUUGAAAUCAAAUUACGCGCAUGUUCACGGAUAUCUCAGCACGGUGGUGUGUGUUAUAGGUAUUUUAGCGAACGUCGCAAAUGUUGUGGUGCUCCAUAAAAAGCACAUGCGAACGUCUACAAAUAUCAUACUCAUGUGGCUGGCCGUUGCCGACCUAUGCAAAAUGCUUGAAUACGUUAAAUCACAAGGAAUGCGCAAGGAUGAUGUAGAGAAGCACCAAGAACACUACCGCACGACGGCAAUGCUCUUGGUAGUGGUUAUACUAUUCUUGAUUGUUGAGCUGCCACACGGAAUCCUGAAGUUGCUUAUGAUCUUUAUGCAUGAACUACAUGAUGAAGUGUAUAAUCCUCUUGGAGAUAUCUUGGACAUUGCUUCAUUGUUGAAUAACGGUGUAAACUUUGUUUUGUAUUGUUCGAUGUCAAAGGAAUUUAGGGAUACAUUCAUCGCAACGUUUUGUAAAUGUGCCAAUGCCGAUGAAGAGAGGGAAAAGUGGAUAAACAAAACUUUGAUUUCAAAACUCAAUGAAGCCCACAUAGUAAGGCUUUCCAAGCCACAUGCCAAUGGAUCGCUCGGUCACAUGGUUUAG